AUGGGCACAGGAAGCAGCGAAUCAAUCCUAUCGAAAUCAGCACUCAAUGCGGUCUGUCCUGAUGCUGUUCUAGCCCCGACUUCUGUGCGCAUUCAUGGGGUUACUGGCCAUCAGUUGCAAUUCCUUGAUGAAACAAUGUUGCGUGUUCAAUCUGAAUCCGGCGUAUCAAUCCCAAUCCGAUUCCUGGUAUCAGCCCACAGUCCGUCUAUUCUGGGCCUUCGAGCAAUGCGGCUACUACAAGGGUCCAUCACACUACACACCAACAACCAUAUGCCAAUCACCUCACAUUUUCAACAUUUGCUUGUACAGUGUUCCGGUACCGUUGGUGGUAUGAAAGUACCGUCGGUAAGGUUGAACGUGGAUGGCAAACCUAUUUUCCUAAAACGACGCGUCCUCCCAUACGGUCAACGGUACGGUGUCCUGAAAGCAUUACAGAAAAUAGAGCAGGAUGAUGUGAUAAACAAAGUUAAAUCCAGUGCCUGGGCUACUCCAACCGUCGUGGCGAUGAAAAGUGAUGACAUUAUAAUCAAAGGACUCGACGGCGUGCUUGCAUAUCAAGAUGACGUCCUCAUUUUCGGUCCUAACAAGAAAGAACACGAUGCCCGUCUGACGCAGCUACUGGAACGAUUUGCCGCCGGAAACGUGGCUAUCAAAGCCGUCCAAGUGACACGUUUCAAACCAUUGACUAACAUCGAAUCUCCAAAAGAUCAAACGCAUUUGAGAUCGGUGAUGGGAUGCCUAAAGUACUGUUCCCGAUUUAUCCCGAACUUCGCUACAAGGGCGCAGCCGCUUUUCGGUGCUCAGUGUUCAGAGGCUUGGGAAUGGUCGGUGGAGUGUGAAGAUAUCUUACGUGAUUUAAUUCGCUGCGUUACUGAUCGUCCUGUUCUCUCCCCGUUUUCACCUUCAAAACCGACUACACUCAUCACCGAUGCAUCUGACGUCGGAAUCGGUGCUGUAUUAGAACAAGAAGGAUGCCCGGUGAUCUGCACUUCACGUCUACUCAAUGCGGCAGAAAAUGGAUACUCACCGACUCAAAAAAAAGCGUUGGCUGUAUUUUGGGCUGUUCGACGAUUGCACAAGUAUCUUUUCGGAUUGUGGUUUACUAUCAUCACUGAUCACCAAGCGCUACAGUUCUUGUUCAACCCCAACAAAUCCAUCGCAAUGUCCACUGCUGCUAUGCAACAGAGGUGGAGUAUUGCUCUAGCCGCAUGUAACUAUGACAUCCAACAUCGUCCAGGAAAGACAAUCCCGCAGGCUGAUUUCCUCUCUCGCUACUCAUGA
Messenger RNA from Echinostoma caproni, 1281 nucleotides. Lineage: Eukaryota; Metazoa; Platyhelminthes; Trematoda; Plagiorchiida; Echinostomatidae. The record is from the annotation of a GenBank genome assembly.